Molecule: messenger RNA, 417 nt
Organism: Gongylonema pulchrum
Lineage: Eukaryota; Metazoa; Nematoda; Chromadorea; Rhabditida; Gongylonematidae
Source: the annotation of a GenBank genome assembly
AUGCAGAGGAACGGGAGCAGGCUGUUGCUACUGACGGCGAGAAACGAUACGGAAAUAAUCAAACGGGGCAUUGCCAGGAUACCGCACUGGGAAUACCAUAUUAGAUUUGAUCCAAAGGAAGGUCGUAAAAGGCCCUGUCAAGAUGUUCUGGACCGAUUCAAACGACUCAACAACGGUAUGUGGAUUCGCGCUCAAAUGGGUAGGAAUACGAAACGCUAUCAGAAAGAUGAGACAUUCUUGAAGACAAGUUAUUACUACGAGACAUGCUCGCCGGAAGAGUGUUGGAUGCUCGAUCGCAUGAUGACGCCGUUUUGGCUGCGGCCUAAGUAUUAUGUCGAUGAUCCAUAUGAGGUUUCUUCUGUGCACAUUUUGAUUAUUGAAAAUCAUUCCCAGAAAAACACGCAAAAAAUGGGGUGA